CGCCCGCCGCAGGGGCCCGGCCUAAGCUGAGCGGCGGGGACCAGAUUCCUCCUCCGCUGCCGCAUCCCACUCCUCCUCCCGGGCGGCGCAGAGGCCCCCCAGGCUCCUUGCUCCAGCGUAGGACCCCCGCCUCAUUUUCCCUCAGCGCCGGGAGGGCCGCGAGCCGCCCCUCACCAUGGCGAGCAGCAGCGGCUCCAAGGCCGAGUUCAUCGUCGGGGGUAAAUACAAGCUGGUGCGGAAGAUCGGGUCGGGCUCGUUCGGGGACAUCUAUCUGGCCAUCAACAUCACCAACGGGGAGGAAGUGGCCGUGAAGUUGGAGUCUCAGAAGGCCAGGCAUCCCCAGCUGCUGUACGAGAGCAAACUGUACAAGAUUCUGCAAGGCGGAGUUGGCAUCCCACACAUAAGGUGGUAUGGUCAAGAGAAAGAUUAUAAUGUUCUAGUUAUGGAUCUUCUGGGACCCAGCCUUGAAGACCUCUUCAACUUCUGUUCCCGCAGGUUCACAAUGAAAACAGUACUUAUGUUAGCAGACCAGAUGAUCAGUAGAAUUGAAUAUGUGCAUACAAAGAAUUUUAUACACAGAGACAUUAAACCAGAUAACUUCCUAAUGGGUAUCGGGCGUCACUGUAAUAAGUGUUUAGAAUCUCCAGUGGGGAAGAGGAAAAGAAGCAUGACUGUUAGUACUUCUCAGGACCCAUCUUUCUCAGGAUUAAACCAGUUAUUCCUUAUUGACUUUGGUUUGGCCAAAAAGUACCGGGACAACAGGACAAGACAACACAUACCAUACAGAGAAGACAAAAAUCUCACUGGCACAGCUCGAUAUGCCAGUAUCAAUGCACAUCUUGGCAUUGAGCAGAGUCGUCGAGAUGAUAUGGAGUCUCUAGGCUAUGUAUUGAUGUAUUUUAACAGAACCAGCCUGCCUUGGCAAGGAUUAAAGGCUGCAACAAAGAAGCAAAAGUAUGAAAAGAUUAGUGAAAAGAAGAUGUCCACUCCUGUUGAGGUUUUGUGUAAGGGAUUUCCUGCAGAAUUUGCCAUGUACCUGAACUACUGUCGUGGCCUGCGCUUUGAAGAGGCACCUGAUUACAUGUAUCUGAGGCAAUUAUUCCGUAUUCUUUUCAGGACCCUGAACCACCAAUAUGACUACACAUUCGACUGGACAAUGUUAAAGCAGAAAGCAGCACAGCAAGCCGCCUCUUCCAGUGGGCAGGGGCAGCAGGCCCAAACCCCCACAGGCAAGCAAACUGACAAAUCCAAGAGUAACAUGAAAGGGUCCAUCUUAGACAAUAAGGGUUUAUGAACAUCCAUCUGCAGUGUCUACAACUUCAGAGUCAUCUGCUGGUACCACUAGAUUGCAGCAACUAAAUGUAUGUCAGACGGUAAAUUAACUGAAUCAAAAAAAGACUUCAUCCAGUAAAACCAUGGAUGCGUUAGUAAUCAGGACCAGCCAAUUCCAGCCAGACUCCUUGGGUGACCAGAUUGCUUGGUUCAUUUAUGCAACAAAUUCUCCCUUUCAUCUUGUUCAGAGCAAACAUUUCAUUGAUGGGGCUCAAUCAUUAUGAUGAGGCUACACUCCACUGGCAGAGCAGACCAUGCUGGAACGUUACUGGACACAGAGUGUGAGAAUGAAAUUGAACAAUGUGCACACAAAAAAUUGAUGGGAAAUUCAUUAAUCUGAGUCUUGAUGAGUGGAGCAACGUACACAAUGAUCCAAUAAUAUGUGCUUGUGUGACAGCAGAUGAUGGGGUUGUCUAUCUUACAGGAACAAUUGAUACAUCAGGAAAUAUCCACGCAGCAGAAUACUUACCAGUAGCAGUAAAAACUAUAACAAUUUGAACAAAAAUUCAAGUGUGUAGCAUCCUAGACAAUGCUACACAUGUAGCAAAGAUGAGAAGCUAUCUAGAAGAAAAUAACAAAGGAUCCUGAAACUUAUAACUUAGGGAUGCAGUGCUCAUUUGUUCUUUUAGCUGAAGUGCACCUCCAGGAAUAAACGAAAAUGUUGAAAUUUCAAAAUAAUUCCCUAACAACUACUUUGCCUCAGCUUUGCUGAAGAGAGGAGGAAGAUCCAAACCAAUUAUCACCCAAUAUGUACAAUGGGAUUAGUAGUUGACGCUUGAGGUAUUUAUUAAGAACUGACCUGUUCUGAUGAUUAUUUGUGAAGCAAAUGGUUGGCAAAAUAGAUGGAACUAUCACAGCUGAAGUAGUCAACAUCAGACUGAAGAGAAAUGUAGAAUGCAUGCUGCAUAUACUGAAACCUCUUUCUGUAGCCUGGGAUAAACUGCAGAACGAUUGCUGUUUUGCUGAUGGUGUUGAAAUUUAGAAAGGAACAUCAAGAGACAUUGAAGAAAGGAAAUAAUGAACAACAAAGUUACAUUGCAGGCAGUAAGAAAGCGGAUGGAUCAAUCAUUUACUCCAUCUCCUUUUCUUGUCAAUAUUGUCAACCCAAAGAACCAGGGUAGAUGCCUUAACUGCUGAAGAUGCUGCUAUAGCAUUGGCAUCUAAUAAUCACUCAUCAGUUAUGCCAACCACAAUAAAUUUCAGGGCUGGAGGUAAACCAUUCAAGCUGUACAUGUUAGCUAAUGAUUUAAACAGUCACACAACUGAACUGGUGGCAGCCACUAGUUAAGCACCUGGAACCAGAGUCUUUUGAAGUGCUAAACCUGCUUUUGACAGCAGUCGCCUCUUCUGCAGGCACAGUGAAUAUUUGCUUCAUUUGAACUAAUUCAAAGUUGAGAAAUCAAUUGGGAGUUGAAAAAGCAGGAAAGCUUGUCUCUCGUCCAGUCUGUGAAUAAAAACAAGAAGGAGAGGGGAUGAAAUCAAACUUUUAAAACUAGAAGGAUGGCUUAAGAAAUGUAGGAGACUCUCUUGUUCAAGAGGCUUAGGCGAAAAGGAACUUCAGCCUGGGCAAAUUUUCAAAUGUGCCGAAGUGAAAGUAACUGGAGCUGAUCUGAAAUCGAUGUAAUUCACUGCUCAACACAGUUAAUCCCUCUGUUUGCUAAAUCAUUUAGUUGUAAAUGUGAAAUACGUUUUGAUAAGCAAAGUUUUGUUGAAUAAAAAUGCUGUUUUGUGUGUUUAAAUUGCAGUUUUCAUCCUAAUGCAGCAUGACUCAAAUUGUGUGCAAAAAGUUAAUUAUCCAGUAAAUAAGCAAUAUCAUUCACUGUUUUCUAGCAUACUGAAAAUGUACAAUUAAUCUGAAAAUAUUAACUAAAAUUGCUUAAAUAAAUGUGUACAUAUUAGAGCUGUUGAGUAAUCGCAAUUAACUCAAAAAAAUUAAUCGCUAUUCAUUGCACUUUUAAUCGCACUGUUAAACAAUAAAAUAACAAUUGAAAUGUAUUAAAUAUUUUGGAUGUUGUACAUUUUCAUAUAGUAUUCUGUGUUGUAAUCAAAAUCAGUGUAUAUUUUUGAUUACAAAUAUUUGCACUGUAAAAAUGAGAUUUUUCAGUUCACCUCAUACAAGUACGGUGGUGCAGUCUUUGUUGUAAAAGUGCAACUUACAAAUGUAGAUUUUUUUUUUUUUGUACAUAACUUCACUCAAAAACAAUGUAAAACUUCAGCGCCUACAAGUCCACUUAGUCCUACUUCUUGUUCAGCCAACUGCUAAGACAAACAAGUUUGUUUACAUUUACGGGAGAUAAUGUUGCCCUCUUCUUAUUUAGUGUAACCAGAAAGCGAGAACAGGCAUUUGCAUGGCACUUUUGUAGCCGGCAUUGCAAGGUAUUUACGUGCCAGAUAUGCUAAACAUUUGUAUGCCCCUUCAUGCUUUGGCUACCAUUCCAGAGGACAUGCUUCCAUGCUGAUGACGCUUGUUUAAAAAAAAAAAUGUAUUAAUUAAAUUUGUGACCGUUCUCUCCCAAGGAGUUCAAUGUCCCCUGCUCUGUUUUACCAGCAUUCUGCCAUAUAUUUCAUGUUAUAGCAGUCUCAGAUGAUGACCCAGCACGUGUUGUUCAUUUUAAGAACACUUUCACGACAGAUUUCACAAAACACAAGAUACCAAUGUGAGAUUUCUAAAAUAGCUACAGCUCUUGACCCAAGGUUUAAGAAUCUGAAGUGCCUUCCAAAAUCUGAGAGGGGCAAGGUGUGGAGCAUGCUUUCAGAAGUCUUAAAAGAGCAAAACUCUGAUGCAGAAACUACAGAACCUGAACCACCAAAAAAAGAAAAUCAACCUUCUGCUGGUGGCAUCUGACUCAGAUAAUGAAAAUGAACAUGUCGGUCCGCACUGCUUUGGAUUGUUAUUGAGCAGGACCCGUCAUCAGCAUGGACACAUCCUCUGGAAUGGUGGUUGAAGCAUGAAGGGACAUAUGAAUCUUUAGCGCAUCUGGCACGUAAAUGUUUUUUGCAACACCGGCUACAACAGUGCCAUGAGAACACCUGUUCUCACUUUCAGAUGACUUAAUAAGAAGCGGGCAGCAUUAUCUCCUGCAAAUGUUAAUGUUUGUCUGAGCGAUUGGCUGAACAAGAAGUAGGACUAAGUGAACUUGCAGGCUUUAAAAGUUACGUUUUAUGUUUGAAUGCAGUGGGUUUUGUACAUAGUUCUACAUUUGUAAGUUCAGUUUUCAUGAUUGCAGUACGGUACUUGUAUUAGGUGAAUUGAAAAAUACUAUUUUGUUUUUUUUACAGUGCAAAUACUUGUAAUCAAAAAUAAAUAAGCACUGUACACUUUAUAUUCUGUGUUGUAAUUGAAAUCAAUAUAUUAAAAAAUUUAGAAAACAUCCAAAAAUAUUUAAAUAAAUGGUAUUCUAUUAUUGUUUAACAGUGCGAUUAAUCGCGAUUAGUUUGUUUUAAUUGCUUGACAGCCCUAGUAUAUAUUAAGUGUACCCGCCUGGGUAGCAAAAAGAUGUACCAAAUCUAGUGUAAAGACUCUUUAGUUGUAAAUAGCAUGUUUUAAUGGUUAUGUAAACAAGAGAAUGCACCUUUCUUUAGAAAAUAACUGAAGUACAAAUGGAAAAGUUGAUUAAAAUGAUUU
This is a messenger RNA of Emys orbicularis (European pond turtle), 4957 nucleotides long. RefSeq names its product casein kinase 1 alpha 1 (gene CSNK1A1). The transcript is spliced from 11 exons. The record is from RefSeq and is a predicted model, not a curated record. NCBI's taxonomy places the organism in Eukaryota, Metazoa, Chordata, Testudines, Emydidae. Gene Ontology annotation, biological process: peptidyl-serine phosphorylation; negative regulation of canonical Wnt signaling pathway; signal transduction. Bases 176 to 1294 code for a protein of 372 amino acids. Gene Ontology annotation, cellular component: nucleus; cytoplasm. Gene Ontology annotation, molecular function: protein serine/threonine kinase activity; ATP binding.